Trichoderma harzianum CBS 226.95 is the source of this 1083-nucleotide messenger RNA. RefSeq lists its product as hypothetical. The annotation marks the transcript as partial. Lineage: Eukaryota; Fungi; Ascomycota; Sordariomycetes; Hypocreales; Hypocreaceae. The record is from RefSeq and is a predicted model, not a curated record. The transcript is spliced from 2 exons.
GAUCAAAUUGACGAUCCAGUUCCCCAGACGUGCGAAUGGAUUCUCUCACAUGAUAAAUGGAAGCAGUGGAAAGCUUGCUCAAGCACAUCUUUGCUUUGGAUUACAUUGAACGCCGGGUGCGGGAAAUCUGUCAUGGCCAAAUUCCUUGUCAACUAUUUCCAAUAUCGCUGUGAUGCGAAUACAGCCAAAAACCUGGCUUACUUCUUCUUCAUGGACGGGGUGACAGGGCAGAAUGAUGCGUCCGCCGCGGUGUCAGCUCUUCUGCACCAGCUCUACUGUUCCCAAAAUCGCCUCAUCAAACAUGCGCUGACAAAAUUUGACGGCACUCCGAUUCAUGUGUUCAACAAUUUUUCGACUUUGUGGGCAAUUCUUGUUAACAGCCUUGAUGAUACGCAAAGAAAAGAUGUUGUAUGGAUUUUAGACGGACUAGAUGAAUGUGAAUCGCGCUCUCUUCGGCAAUUCGUUGAUUCAAUCGCUGCGUUGAUAAAGCGGCCGAAGACCACCAAAUUAAAAAUCAUCCUUCUCAGUCGCCCAACCAACCAAAUACAGCACUCUUUGGGCCUUUUCACCAGAGCAGAUCUGUCUGACGAUAGCUGCAGUAAUAAGUUCAGGCUUGUUGGCGAAAAUGAGUGUGACGCUCUAACCGCCGAUAUUCUUCACUUUGCGCAGUGGAAAAUUGACGAGCUUGCAUCAGCUUCAGCAUUUCCAGAGAAUGUUUUGGCACACUUGCGCGAAAGAUUGGUUGCCGGGGCAGACUAUACAUUCCUCUGGAUAUCGCUAGUGAUGAAGAUGAUCGAAGAUUCCGCGAUAGAUGGAAUAUCUGAAUCUGAAUUGGGAAGAAUAUUGGAAACUAAAAGGAUUCAUGACAUGUAUUGUCAUCUGCUUAAGGGAACAUGUAGGACAAAUCCUGCGAAGACCCGGAGGCUUUUGGCCAUUCUUUUGGCGUCCGUCAGGCCUAUGACAACACUGGGUCAGCGUCUUCAUAAACCAUUUGACAACCAUAUCCGCCAACUAUGUGGCCACUUUGUAAGAAUAAGGCGUGGCAGAAUAUAUUUUGUUCACCAGACUGCACGCUCAUUCUUG